ACGCUGUAGCCUCUGCUAAUUCGUACGUUCCCUCUUGUGUCCCUUGCUCUCUCUUUCUGACACCCACCACGCAGGCCCUCACAAGAUGCCCGGACUAAAUGCCUCGACGCACAGCAUUCUCGUCCUCCAGCACGACAAUGCCGAAGAGUUCCUGGAGUGCACGUACCCUACUCUAGAGCGCCACGAAACGUCGGCGAAUAUCAUCCUCGCCCAUGCGCUGAAGCGCGUCGGGGCCGAGGUCGCACUUGCCAGUUACCUCCCUUUCUUGACCGACGCACACGCGGAGGCAAGCUUGAGAAGACUCAACCAUUCGAGCUACUCCCCACACCGAACCGACGAUUCCUUCUGGCUAACGCUAUGGAGUGCCACUCCCAGUGGCCACCCAGCACUCGAGCUCGUCCUUUCUUGCCUUAACUGGACGCUAGGCAACUAUCCCGUCUUCCUCUGGACCCCCCGGCGACCCGGAACGUUCCCGUCUGAUUGGCUCAACCCACGCAUCGCUCAGUUGACCGAGCACUUGCGACUCUGCGUGCCUCCCGAGCGCGUCUUUUCCGUCUUCGGCAUGACGCAGCUUGUCAAGACCUUUGCACGGCGUUGGUCGUCAGCGACGGGCUUCAGAGUUGACCCGGAACCUUUCUACGCAGCGCAUUUCUCAUACUGCGACCCGACCACUUUUCAAGCUGCGGACGUAUGGUUGCCGCAGGGCCAUGCGCUGCGAAAAGCGGGCUAUCGCGACCUAGAAGCGGUUGCGCAACUCUGUAAGGAGUUUGCCGAUGAAUCUGUCUUCUUCCCGUUGACAACUGAACGGGCGACGAUUGAGGCGCACGAAUUAAUUAUGAAAGGCCAGAUUUGGGUCUACGAUGCCAGUGGUGACAUCGCUACCGUAUGCGCUGUCACGCGUAAUUCGCUGCAUGUGUCUGCCAUUACCAAAGUUUACACCACGCCUGCCUGGCGGCGACAUGGGUGCGCGGAGUUUCUUGUGCGAGAAGUCACUCGGAGAAUCUUGUUUGAGUCGGGCAAAGACUGCGUAGUCCUGUACGUGGGACACGAUAAUAACGCGCAGCGGGUCUAUGACCGGGUCGGGUACGCCGGGCUGUGCGGCAAAGACAAGUCAGAUCGUAUCGAAGAUUCUCUCGAGCUCGGCUUCGUCGGGGCUCACAGAGGACAUUGGUGAACGUCCCUCUAGCUUAUCACUUUAUCUAAUGCUACCGACUGAAACGCUAUUCGAACCAUGUAUCCGUAGCACCGCUCUUGAUUGCAUAUUGCACUGGCCUGACAUUUUGAUGAAUUAUUCAAUAAUACUCUUGCAAAGUCUCACAUACUGUAGACUCUUCUUAAUCGUAGAGGGUUCGUUGCGAGCUUCUCUUGCCCAUAAUGAACAUACCAAUCUCAGCUGCCUCGGACCAAUCUUUUGGG
Messenger RNA from Rhodofomes roseus, 1416 nucleotides. RefSeq lists its product as uncharacterized. NCBI's taxonomy places the organism in Eukaryota, Fungi, Basidiomycota, Agaricomycetes, Polyporales, Fomitopsidaceae. Bases 86 to 1174 code for a protein of 362 amino acids. Gene Ontology annotation, molecular function: acyltransferase activity, transferring groups other than amino-acyl groups. The transcript has 3 exons. The record is from RefSeq and is a predicted model, not a curated record.